AUGGAGCAGAACGCUGCUGCAUUACAAAGUUUGGAGGCCGCUCGCGCCAACUCAGAGGCGACCCAGCGGCAAUUGAUGAAGAUUAUUGCUGCCACCAGAGGCACGCCAGGAGCGUCCUCUUCGAACGCCACACCACAUGCUGAGUGGAGCUUGGAAAGCUUCCUUCAACAUCACCCAACCAAGUUCAGUGGGACGUGCCUUCCUGAUGAGGCAGAUCAAUGGCUGCGUGACAUGGAGAGGAUUUAUAAUGCAAAGAGGUGUCCGGAUGAAAAUCGUUUGGCUUUUACAGAAUAUCUUCUAACUGGAGAAGCGAGCCACUGGUGGGCGAGCGUGAAAGCUAUACUGACGGACGCUCACAGCCCUAUUAAUUGGGAAGUUUUUAGAAGCAAAUUCUUUGAGGAGUACUUCCCGGAUAUCGUCCGUUUUGCUAAGGAAGUGGAAUUUUUGCAACUGGUGCAAGGGGGAAUGUCGGUUUCUGAAUACACGAACAAGUUUAAGCACUUGGUUCGUUUCAAUACAAUGGCGACCAGUGAGGAAUGA
Molecule: messenger RNA, 540 nt
Organism: Vigna umbellata (rice bean)
Lineage: Eukaryota; Viridiplantae; Streptophyta; Magnoliopsida; Fabales; Fabaceae
Source: RefSeq, a predicted model, not a curated record